Anastrepha obliqua is the source of this 2557-nucleotide messenger RNA. RefSeq lists its product as uncharacterized. The coding region runs from base 1 to 1731 and encodes 576 amino acids. Gene Ontology annotation, molecular function: cobalamin binding. The transcript has 5 exons. The record is from RefSeq and is a predicted model, not a curated record. NCBI's taxonomy places the organism in Eukaryota, Metazoa, Arthropoda, Insecta, Diptera, Tephritidae. Gene Ontology annotation, biological process: cobalamin transport.
AUGGCACGUCAUAUCUGCACUCUCCUAACGUGCCGUCACUCCGUAGUCUUCACCGCCCUACUACUCGGCUUCCUACAGCUCACCGUAUUCGCCUCGCUAGCUUCUUCAUCUGUCGCUACGAUUGCGCCUGCUCUCGCCUCCGCUACCGCCUCAGGUGCCCAACUACCCAGUAGCAUUGCUCAAACUGAAACCAAUACCAAUACUAUCGCAUCGUCGUCCGCGAAUGAACAUGGAAGCUCCACUACGGCUUCGCCACUUGCACCACUUGCGCCACUUAGUGGCUCUACUGUCGAGCCCGUGGCUGGCGCCGAAACGGCUCUAGAGUCCAUUAGCACCGCAUCACCGGCUACUUCAACAACAAGCACCACAACUACUAUGGCCACGACUACGUCCGAACACGACAUCAUCGGCUCACCGGGUCCGGACAAGCGCGAGCAGGAGGCCAUACUGAAAGCGUUGGAUUGGUUGAAGGAGAAACGAGCUGCGGAUUAUGGUUGGGGCAAUGAUACACAUGUCGUUAUAUUGGCAAAGGAGUUGUCGGGUGCACGCGAUCCUUCCGAUACUGAUGGCCACUUGCAAGUUAUUCAAGAACUGGAAGACACAUUGUCCGUCAAGGAGAUGGAAAUCGAAAUUUUAGCUAUGCUCGAUCGCCAUCAUAUGCUGCCGAAACCGCUGAAUUUGGAGAAACUUGCGCGCUAUGUACUUGCACUUGGCUCACUCUGCAAGGAUCCGAAACAUUUCCAUGGUCAUGAUUUGGUUGCCACGCUUCAGCAUCAUGAACCGGCGCAAGAUAAUGAGUUCGCUUUGGCCACGCUAUCGGCAUGCAGCGCCGCUGCGCAUGUGCGCAAGCGUCAGAUACGCCGACUGCUGGACAUUGCGAGCGGCGUAACAGAUCAGGGUGUGGACACAAUUGCAAUGGUUAUAUUGGCGCUACGCUGCAUUGUGACCGAUCAUCGGCAUCGCCAUCUACAGCACUUUGUACGACGGCCUGCCAGAGGAUUGGCCAGUUUGCAGGAUCCACGCGGCAGCUUCGGUUCGCUACGCAGUACUGCCUUGGCUAUGCAGGCAUUACAAGAUCUUGAACAUGAUCCAGCUGGCUCGUGGAACCGCACUGCCGCUUCAAGGUGGAUAUUAAGUCGACAGCGCACAGACGGUGGCUGGACUGAGGAGCCAUUGCACGACGGUCAGGACCCCGGCAUCGGCGUCGGAUUGACAGCAGAUAUUAUACUGGCACUGGGCUGGAAAGGACUAGGUGCGGUGCGUGCACUCCAGUGCGAUCAUGUGAUACGCGAGAACAGUGAUCCCACCUCAGAAAAUGGCGAACCAAAACUAGCUGUGCCCUAUGGACUGACCUCAUCGGCCGAAGAAUCAGACUCGAAGAAUGUCUCCUACACAUACACACUUUGGGUGGGCUCAAAUGUGACGGAAUCGUUUUCCCUUUCGCUGGUUUCACCAAAGAACACUAGCUUCUUCAAGGCCAUGACACAGGCUGCCGAGAUGGACCAGAGAUUUGCUUUCGAGGCGCGCGAAUGGCCCAACGGACACUAUGUACAUACAUUAGCUGGAAAAAAGGAAGAGCCAAGGGGGUACAACUACUGGCUCCUGUAUCGUUUGCCCGAACUACCCGAUCCCAAUAAUGCACCUGGCAAUCAGCUGAUUGCACCAGUCGGUGUUGAUGAGCUCUUGGUCGAGGAUGGGGAACACUAUCUCUACUGGUAUAAAAAGCUCUAAGCUGUCUAAGCAAAACUCACACACAGCAAUACAAGUAAAAGCAAGAAAAUAGGUGGAAGAAGCAGAAAGCAUACUAUAGAAAAAGAUAAAAAUAUAAAAAUAAAAAAAUAAAAAAUAAAAAAAUAAAAAAAAAUUAAAAAAAAAAUUAAAAUAAAAAUAUACAUACAUACAAUAUACUGCUAUCAAUACCAAGAGGCCAUAAAUGAUAAAACAAAUGCGAAUACAAAUAUAUACACCAACAUAUACAUAAAUUUACGAUAAAUACAGUUUAAGCAUAAAAACGAUUCUAAAAUUUAGAACAACAAAAACAAAAAGCGAGAAUAAAAAAACUACCAGAUAAUUAAUACCAUAAUCAAACCAAAGUUCCGCGCUUUAGCAAAGGCAAACGCAAAAUUCAAAUAGCAAAAGAAAUUAUUUUUAGAAAUAAAAAAUUAAAAGUGAAAAAAUGAGAAAAUAUUAUAUUAAAACACAAGAACCUUGACAUACAAAAAAAGGCAACAAAAAUGCCACUAAUAAAGUAAAAAUAAUAGUCAAAAAAAAAUUGAUCAACGUGAUAAGGCAUGUGAAGGAUAACAAUAAAGAAGGUGCACAGAAGCACCACUUCACACACACAUCAACAUACACAAGCGCGAAAGCAAAGGAACAGACUUACUUACACAUACAGAAAUACAUAUAAAUGCACACAUACAUACAUACAAACACUCAUACAAAAUGGAAAUUAAUUAAUAUUAAAGAGAAAAGCAAGCAAAAUUGAACGUCCAUGUUAACUAAAUCCUGUCGUCGCUAUAAUAAUAAAGCACACAAUAAAACGUAUUACACACACACA